CGACUUCUUUAUCAGGACAAGAUGAAGAUUUUAUUUUUAUUGCUCCACUUCUUUUACGUCGUCUCUCCAAUAACACACUCCCUACGGUUCUUCCUGACUGGGUCUUCUGGAGUUUCAAACUUCCCAGCGUUUGUGAGUGUUGCGAUGGUUGAUGAUGUUGAAGUGAUUUACUGUGACAGCAACAACCAGACAGCAGAAGCCAAACACGACUGGAUGAAAAAAUUAAUGGAAGAUACAAAACCUCUUGAUUCUACUGCAGAGUGUCUGGAAAACCAACGCUUCUUCAACGACACCAUUAGAAUUUGGAUGCAGCGAUUUAACCACAGUGGAGGUGUUCACACUCUCCAGAGGAUGUAUGGUUGUGAAUGGGACGAUGAGACUCAAGAGGUUAAUGGUUUUAAUCAGUAUGGUUAUGAUGGAGAAGACUUUAUAGUAUUUGACCUGAAGACUCUGACAUGGAUCGCUCCAAUACAACAGGCUGAAACCACCAAACAGAAAUGGGAGAGUAACAGAGCUUUGGUCGUACAGACUAAGCACUAUCUCUCCCAGAUUUGCGUUGACUGGCUGAAGAAGUAUCUGUACUAUGGGAGGAGCUCUCUGAUGAGAAAAGACCUUCCCUCAGUGUCUCUCCUCCAGAAGACUCCCUCCUCUCCAGUCAGAUGCCACGCUACAGGUUUCUACCCUGACAGAGCCGACAUAUUCUGGAGGAAAGAUGGAGAGGAGCUUCAUGAGAACGUGGAACUUGGAGAGAUCCUCCCCAACCAUGAUGGAUCCUUCCAGAUGAGUGUUGACCUGAACCUUUCAUCAGUCACACCUGAAGACUGGAGGAGAUACGAAUGUGUGUUUCAGCUCUCUGGUGUGAAGGACGACAUCAUCACCAAACUGGACAAAGCUGUGAUCAAAUCCAACUGGGUUCCUCCCUCAGAGUUCCCUGCUGGUCCUGUUAUUGGAGGUGUUGUAGGACUGCUGCUCCUGGCAGUCUGCAUCACUGGAGUCUUCAUCUGGAGAAGGAGAAAUUAUGGUGAGGGUCAACAAUACUCUUCAAGCCAUUUUAACUUCACUGUUUUAACAUAUUUCAGCACAUAUUCUGAAUGA
Molecule: messenger RNA, 1095 nt
Organism: Scomber japonicus (chub mackerel)
Lineage: Eukaryota; Metazoa; Chordata; Actinopteri; Scombriformes; Scombridae
Product: major histocompatibility complex class I-related gene protein-like
Exons: 5
Coding region: 22-1095 (357 amino acids)
Biological process (GO): immune response
Cellular component (GO): external side of plasma membrane
Source: RefSeq, a predicted model, not a curated record